Molecule: messenger RNA, 649 nt
Organism: Cylas formicarius (sweet potato weevil)
Lineage: Eukaryota; Metazoa; Arthropoda; Insecta; Coleoptera; Brentidae
Product: BLOC-1-related complex subunit 8 homolog
Exons: 3
Coding region: 87-569 (160 amino acids)
Cellular component (GO): BORC complex
Source: RefSeq, a predicted model, not a curated record
UAGAUGGUGCCAGAUAUAUGGUAUUCUUAAUUCCAAUCUUUGUAUGUCAGAACCAGCUGAUUUUUAUUUAUUUCGUGUGAAAUAACAUGGCUUUUAAUUCCGAUUCAGAUUUGGAAGUGAAAGCUCGAAAAGCCACUGAAAGAAUAUCCGAAAAUAUGCACAUAGUAGCAAACGAACCUUCUUUAGCGUUUUAUAGACUGCAAGAGCAUGUUAGAAAAGCUUUAAAUCCUAUGGUAGAUAAAAGAGCGGAUGUAAAUAAAUUGCACACCGAAUUGCAGGGACGGUGUUACGAUCUGGAAUAUGCUGUUGGGGCCCUUAAAUCAAUAAACAAUGCAGAUGAAAGUUUUGACAGUAUACGAGAACUUUUAAAAAACGCGAUUUUUUUAAAACAGCAAUUGAAAUAUGAGGAGUCCCGGAGGAAGAAAUCAGAUUCAAAUUCUGUGUAUAAACGUUUAUCUGCUCAUAUUACUUUAGAUUUGCCAGAGUUACCUGAACUAUCAGAUGUUGUUAGAGAAACAGCGAACCGGGUGGAGAGUAUGAUGUCAAAAGCGACGCAUUCGAACACUUAAUUUUGUUUAAUAUUUUUUCUGCUUUGAAUUAUUUAACUUUUUUGCUACAAAUUUUUGAAUAAAACGUGCCGUUAUCCUAG